AUGACCGGCAAAACAACCUCCGUCAGACGACCAUCUGCAGAUAUGGGCGGAGGGAAGGCCUCGGAAACCGGGGACGAUGCUACUUCGCCAUCUAAGGACAUCGGCUACAACAGCCCCGUGCAGGCGAGGACCAAAGCUCUUGAGAAGCUCACAUCGGGGAACUCAGGCCCUUCCGGUACAACCACGAGAUCAGCGACCACAACUACCGCCCGUUCCACGACAAAUGCUGCCGCUGCCAACAAGGAAAUCGAGGAUCUUAAGGCCAAAUUAAAGGUUCUCGAGCGAAAGAGACUAGAAGAUAGAGAGAAGUUGAAGCAGUUGGAGCAAGUUCAAGGCGAGAGGGACAGAUUCGAGUCCAUCAUUCAAAAACUACAGGCGAAGUACCAGCCGCAGCAGAACGAGAACAACGAGCUAAGGAAACAGCUAAAGGAGGCGGAGGCCAGAUUUGAGUCGAUCGAGACCAUCCAGAUGGAACACGAGACGGCUCUGGAGUUGGCGACUCUGGAUCGAGAGAUGGCCGAGGAGACGGCCGAGGUCCUCAAGGUUGAGCUCGAGGCUCUGAAGCAGAAGUCAGAAGAGCUAGAGCUCGAGGUGGAAAUUCUUCGAGAGGAAAAUGAGGAGUUCGGAAAGGGUAUGACGACGGAAGAGCGAUCAAGCAGCAGUUGGUUGCAGAUGGAGCGGACAAACGAGCGACUUCGUGAGGCUCUUCUGCGACUACGUGACUUGACGCAGCAACAAGAAGAGGAACUCCGCGACCAGAUUAAGACUUUGGAGGUUGAGCUUCAGGACUAUGACGUUGUUCAAGAGCAGUUUGAUGCAGCCAAGGAGAAGCUUGCACAGUCUGAGGGGGCUGUUGAGGAUCUGCGGCAGCAGCUGGAUAAUGCACUGGGCGCCGAGGAUAUGAUCGAGGAUCUCACCGAACGUAACAUGAGCAUGUCCGAGCAGAUUGACGAGCUCAAGGCUGUCAUCGAGGAUCUCGAAAACUUGAAGGAGGUAAACGACGAACUUGAAAUCAACCAUGUCCAGAACGAAAAGGAGAUGCAGGAGGACCUCGACUUCAAGGACAGUGUCAUCGCGGAGCAGGCCCGGCGAGCAGGCGAGCAGGAGGAGGCCUUGGAAGACAUGGAGUAUACUCUGUCUCGCUUCAGGGGCUUGGUCACCAGCCUUCAGAGCGAUCUCGAAGACAUGCGGGCAUCUCAUGCCGUCACUGAAACGGAAUCCGAACAGCUCAACAGCAAGUCCCGCGCUAUGAUGGAUCUGAACAUGAAGUUGCAGAUCUCUGCCUCCAAGGCUCAGGUCAAGACGAUCGAUCUCGAGCUUCGCAGGCUAGAGGCCCAAGAAGCCGAGCAGCACCUCGAGAUUGUCAAGCUCUUCCUGCCCGACACUUACAAGGAAGAUCAAGACUCUGUGCUUGCCCUUCUCAGAUUCAAGCGCUUGGCUUUCAAGGCGGAGCUUCUGCAAGGAUUCAUCAAGGAGCGCGUCAACGGCCAGCCUCACCCCGGCCACGAGGACGAUAUCUUUGCUGCCUGUGACGCCAUUGACAAGCUCACUUGGGUCGCGUCCAUGUGCGAGCGCUUCACUAACGCCAUCAGCCACUGCUCGAUCGAGCAGUUCCAGCGCUACCAGAACGCGUUGUUCGAGCUUGAACCCGUUGAGCGUGCGCUGAACGGAUGGAUCGAUGGUUUGCGUCGCGAUGAGCUGAAGGAGAAGAAGUGCGCGGACGAACUUCAACGUACCAUUGCACUCAUGUCUCAUCUGGCGGAGGUCCACCUCACGAACGAAUUGCCCGACUUCGCCGAGGACACGUAUAUGCAGACUGUUGUCAUGCAAAGCCAUCUGGACUCUGCGGCCACUACUUUUGCUACGAUGCGGAGCAUGGUCCAAAGGGUCGUGCCCGCCGAGUCUGACGAGGACGAGAUGGCAGAGCACUUCAGCAAGAAGUCUGAAUUGGUCGUUACCCAGACCCGCAGCGCCAAGGUCAUCGCCGGUAAGGCCGUCAGGGCCCUUCAAGACCUCAAGGCCAGAUCCCUGGCGCUGCCACAAGAAACCAAGGAGUCCUUCGAGCAAUGCCUGGAUGCCACCCGCCAGCUUGCUGCCUUGGCGCGUGAGAUCGGUUUGGAUCUCCAUCUUCUUCUGCAUGAGGAGGGCCGGGCCGAGGCGCACACGUAUCAAGAGAUUCAAGACACCAUUGCGAAGGCCACCGUCAAGGUUGCCUCAUCAAGCGAGUCUGACCUCUUCUCUACCUACCUGGCCAAACUUCGCAGUCUCACGAGCCAGAUCUCGGACCUGGCUGCACUCAGCUCGGACUUGUCCCAGACUCAAGAGUUUGACGUCAGUCCCGCGCCAUGGAAGCUCCGUUCCCAGGAGCUCAAGGCCAUCAAGACGAUUCCGGUUGACGCUGAGGAGGAACUGCGCCGCCUUAAGGAGGAGCACAAUGAAGCCCGCAGGGCCAUUGCACAGCGCGAGGAGACCCUCAGCACCGCCAACCUCAAGAUCGAGACUCUCGAAUCGCGCAUGAAGGAUGCUAACGCCAAGGCUUCGCGCAUCGAAAAUCUCGAGGCUGAGAUUGAGGCCGCCAAGCAGAGAGCUGCCAGCCUUGUUGAGGACAUCGACAAGCAGGACCGCGAGCUCAAGACAUUGGAGACGGACCGCGACAAGUGGAAGAAGAUCGCUGGCGACAGCAAGGCCUUUGCCGACGGCGCCGGUGCCGCGGGCGCCAAGGCAGGACAAGAGCGUGCCGUCGCCACCGCCCGCGAGAUGGACGCCCUCAAGAGCGACAUCGCCAGUCUACAAGCCGCGGUACGCUACCUGCGGGAGGACAACCGUCGCGCCCGUACAACUGAACAGCACAACUACGACUGGCUCGCGGAGCCUCUCACAAAGUCGGCAUCCGUCGUCGAGCAGCGUCGCGCGCUCGUCGUGGCGGAGGGCAAGGACGUGCUCAGCGAGCUAGUCAAGUUCACGACUUCAGCCAGGGUGUACGACCUCGGUGCCCUCCCCGAAGACAAGUUGGCAUGGAAGCCGGCGCGCAGUACGCCGCAGUACCACGCGGCCAAGCAGAAGGAGGACCUCGCGGCGUGGAAGAGCUGGCGGGACUCGGUGUUCAAGAAGUCGGAGGUCGUCCUCGGCCGCAAGGAUGGCGCCGCGGAGAAGAAGAAGCAGAUGAUGAGGAACGUGGCGGCGAGGCUGCAGAUUCGCCUACCGGACGCGGACGGCAAGAUGGUGCCGGGCGGCGGCCGGGAUGUGCAGAUUGUGGGAUCUCGCGAGUGGGAGGGAUUGCAGGGCCGCCUUGCGGCUGUAUGA
Messenger RNA from Colletotrichum karsti, 3303 nucleotides. Its product is annotated as dynactin ro-3. The record is from RefSeq and is a predicted model, not a curated record. Gene Ontology annotation, biological process: nuclear migration involved in conjugation with cellular fusion; establishment of mitotic spindle orientation. The coding region runs from base 1 to 3303 and encodes 1100 amino acids. Gene Ontology annotation, cellular component: cell tip; spindle; spindle pole body. The transcript has a single exon. NCBI's taxonomy places the organism in Eukaryota, Fungi, Ascomycota, Sordariomycetes, Glomerellales, Glomerellaceae.